AGUAGUUGUAAUACAAAAGAAAAGUAUUUUUAGCGCAAAAACUAGGGCACAGAAAGAGAGAGCAACACUCUCACUAUUCAAAUCCAAAUUGUCGAAAGAAGUUGAAGAGAUUCCUUAGCCAUUGAAGAUGGCGAGAAUUUCUGUGCUGCGUUACUCUUGCAAUGGUUUCUCAUGCUUUGCUAUUUCACGUUCUGGUUCGGCAAUUACAAUCAGAUAUUAUUCUUCUUCUCAGAGCAACACAUCUAUUUCUUCGGCAAAGGAUAAAUUUGAGAAUGUCAAGUGCUUAGAUGAUGCUGUCAGUCUUUUCCGUCGAAUGGUCAGAACUCAGCCUCUUCCCUCUGUUUUUAGCUUCUCGAAAUUAUUGAAGACUAUGGUAAAUAUGAAGCAUUACUCUGCUGUUGUUUCCCUUUUUCGACAAAUGCUGAAAUUAGGCAUCCCAAUUAGUGAUUCCAUCUUGAAUAUAGCCAUUAACAGUUAUUGCCUAAUGCAUUGUUCUGAUUGCGGAAUUUCAGUGUUGGCCAUUUACUUGAAGAGUGGCAUUCCAUUUGAUGUUAUUACCUUUAGCACCUUAUUAAGGGGACUCUUUGCAGAAAAUAAGAUAAAAGAUGCGGUUAACUUGUUCAAAAAGUUGGUGAGAGAGAAUAUUUGUGAGCCUAAUGAAGUCAUGUAUUUGACAGUCAUGAAUGGGCUCAGCAAAAUGGGACAUAUUCAAAAAACUUUUGAUUUGCUUAGGGUAAUGGAACAAGGAAGCAUUAAGCCGGAUACACCUAUCUACAACAUUGUUAUACAUGCCCUAUGCAAAGAUAGAAUGAUAGAUGCUGCUAUUAGCCUGUUGAACGAGAUGAAACAAAACGGCAUUCCUCCAGACAUUGUCACAUAUAAUUCAUUGAUUGAUGGUCUCUGUAAGUUUGGGCAGUGGGAAAAGGUUAGGAAUUUGUUCUUAGAAAUGGUAAAUCUGAAUAUUUAUCCAGAUGUCUUCACCUUCAACAUAGUUAUAGAUGGACUAUGCAAAGAAGGGAAAGUUGAAGAUGCUGAGGAGGUAGUGAGACACAUGAUUGGAAAAGGUGUAGAGCCAAAUGUGGUCACCUACAGUGUAAUAGUUGAUGGAUAUUGCUUACGCGGUCAAAUGGAUAGAGCAAGGAGAAUUUUUGAUUCCAUGAUUGAUAAGAGCAUUGAGCCUAACAUUUUUAGCUAUAACAUAUUAAUAAAUGGAUAUUGUAAGAAAAAGAAAUUGGAUGAGGCCAUGCAUUUGUUUCAUGAUAUUUCUCGAAAUGGAUUGAAACCUUGCAUUGUUACCUACAAUACUAUCUUGCAAUGUCUAUUUGAAGUUGGAAGAACUGACAUUGUGCAAAAAUUCUUUGCUGAUAUGCUUUCUACGGGGCUCAGACCUGAUUUAUGCACUAAUCGCAUUUUGCUCCGUGGUUAUUUUCAUAAUGGACUUGUCGAGAAAGCUAUGUUGCUAUUUCAUGAGUUGGAAAAAGAGAGAGAAGAUAUUGAUAUUGAAUUUUACACUGUUAUUAUUGACGGAUUGUGCAAAAAUGGUCAGUUCGACAAAGCUUAUGCUAUUUUUGAGAAGCUUUCUUUGAUUGGAUUGUUUCCCAAUGUGAUUACAUACACUACAAUAAUAAAUGGACUAUGUCUAAAAGGGUUGUUAGAUGAAGCUAAAGAUAUGCUAAGAAAAAUGGAGCACAAUGGUUGUUUGCCAAACAAUUGCACUUACAAUGUUAUUGUGCAAGGAUAUCUCAAGUGUGGCAAAAUUAGUGAAAUGAACACUUUUUUGAAGGAAAUGAGUGGAAGGGACUUCUCAUUUGAUGCAGCUACUGUAGAGUUACUAAUAGACGUUUUAGCAAAGGAUCCUUCUUUGCUUAACAUGAUACCACAAUUUCAUUCGGGAAGUUAGAAGUGAAUAUUUAUUUCACUUGUUAUCAACAACAACAGCAACAACAACUACCCAGUAAAAUCCCACAUAGUGGGAUCUGGGGAGGGUAAUGUGUACGCAGACCUUACCCUUGCCCCGAUAGGGGCAGAGAGGCUGUUUCCGAUAGACCCUCGGCUUAUUUCACUUGUUAUCAAUAUGAUGUAAUUUCCUUUUACCUUGGCCAAGGAAAUCGCAUCCAAUGGAAUGGCAGAAGGUUAAUGUAUGACAAUUAGAACAUUGCUUAAGCUUUUCAAGCUAGCUUUUUUAAGAGAGUUGUACCAGCAAUUACAAGAGUUUCCUACAACAACUGGCGCAACAUGAAGAACUUUGCUUGUCUGAAUAUAAAACAAUCAGGAUUGGCGAGUCUCACAUUCUUCUCAAGUGUAGAAAUUGAAGGAGAAGUCUUUCAUGGGGAUACUGCAAAGUCCAAGAAACAAGCAGAAGAAAUGCCACCAAGGUUGCUUAUAUAGCUUUAACAAAACACAACCGUUUCCCUCGGACUUGGAAGAUGGAAUCUCCAAAACUGAACCUUACAUGGAAACUAAAUCUCCAAAACAGUUCAUUGGUGCUAAAAAGGUUACUGCAUCUUUUGAGAAGUCACCUUCUUCAGUGGUACCAUUGUGGAAUUUGAUAUCAUGCUGCGAAUAGUGAACUUUGUAUUUGGAAUGUACCUUCAUCUUCUUUUUUUCCUGAAAAUAUCUCAUGUGGACAGAGUAGUAAAAUUCCGUUCAAGUUAACUGUAAUUUCUCAUGUUCAUAAUUGAUAUUUCUUGAGGUCAGAUCUGAUAUAUAUAUUGAGUGCAUAUGC
This is a messenger RNA of Nicotiana attenuata, 2725 nucleotides long. RefSeq names its product putative pentatricopeptide repeat-containing protein At1g12700, mitochondrial. The transcript has 3 exons. Gene Ontology annotation, molecular function: protein binding. Bases 128 to 1900 code for a protein of 590 amino acids. The record is from RefSeq and is a predicted model, not a curated record. Lineage: Eukaryota; Viridiplantae; Streptophyta; Magnoliopsida; Solanales; Solanaceae.